Molecule: messenger RNA, 7778 nt
Organism: Biomphalaria glabrata
Lineage: Eukaryota; Metazoa; Mollusca; Gastropoda; Planorbidae
Product: short transient receptor potential channel 7-like
Exons: 21
Coding region: 943-4005 (1020 amino acids)
Biological process (GO): manganese ion transport; calcium ion transmembrane transport; regulation of cytosolic calcium ion concentration
Cellular component (GO): cation channel complex; membrane
Molecular function (GO): store-operated calcium channel activity; inositol 1,4,5 trisphosphate binding; protein binding
Source: RefSeq, a predicted model, not a curated record
AAAAAUCAGAUUUAUGAUAUGUAUUUUUUUAUCGCUUUCCUCCAGGUGAUUUUCAUCAAUCUUGCUCUGUUGAUGUAAUCCCAGUAGUUUGAUAUCUCGCAUUACACGCCAGAGCAUUUUAGGACAUUCUAGAUAUGUUUCAGCAGUAUGAACUUGAUUAGAGGAAAAGUUGUAUGUAUUGUGUUGUAACCACAAAGGUUUAGUUUGUACUACGUUUACCAACACAAUACAACUUUAUUUUUUUAACUUGGAUUUCUUAAAUGAACAAUUUACUCUUUUUCUUUUAUCAGCGGAAGAAUAUUUUGUUUCACUUUAGUGUGAUAACAGAGCGAGGAAGUGACGUGAUAGUGUUGCAUCAAUUAUUCAUACGCCUACGUCAUGGGAAUAACAGUUGUCAUACCUAGUGUGUGCUAGAAGGUGAUUUGUGACUUCCACCUUACUUACCGGAUCAAUUCUCUGUGUGUGGUGAAUGUUUCUGGAGGGAUUAUUUUCAAUGACACUUCGUUACGAAGUAUUGGAACCAGGAGUUUGUGCCUCCACUCAGGCAGAACAGCUUCCUGUUACUGUGCGUUUAAAUUUAUGCUGAAGUCCUUUUAGGGAAUUCUUCAUUUCGUGUGAUCCUAGUGCAAAACAAGAUAUUUAUCCAAAGGUUUCUACAGCUGGCGAAAAUUGCCAGUGAUUUAUUUGAAAACAUGACAAGAAGACGGGAAUAUAUUUUCACAAGAAUCAACGACAUGGAAAAACCAACAGUACCCUUCUUCAUAAGAAUAACGCUAAAAGCUUGUAAUUCUCCGUCAGACAUUCUGUAAGACCUAGUAUUUAAAGGCCAACUAGGACGUUUUCUCGACAUAUUAUCGAUGUCCUGAGAGAAGUCUUCAAGUUUGUAUAGGGAUUAUUAUUUCUCUUCUUGCUUCAAGUUGUCACUAAAUCUACCCAGUAAAUAUGAGUUCCCCUUCUCUGGCUAAAAUCGUGCGCAGCAAAGCCCAUGGUGGGGCUGGGGUCCCCAAAAGGACGAACACGAUGCCUUCCAAUAUGAUGACUGUUUUGUCCAGAAUCAAGGUGGACAUCCCGCCUAACCAAGGGAAAGGACGUCGAAGGCCUGGCUCGACCAGGUACAGUUACAUGUCCAGUGUGUCGCAGGAGUCGGAAGGAAGCAAGCCAGCGUUUGUUGAUGUUGAGGAAGAAUUCUUACACGCAGCUGAAUUUGGUGACAUCCCAAACGUGAGGAGGAUUCUGGAAGACUACGCUGACAUCAAUGUCGACUGUAUCGAUGCACUUGGAAGAACUGCUCUCAGACUUGCUGUUAAAAAUGAACAUCUUGAGGUUGUUGAGGUACUUCUGGAGAAAUCAAACCAGCAUCAUAUCCAGGAGGCAGUGUUACAAGCCAUCAGUGCCGGGCAUACACAGAUUGCUGAGACUAUACUUAAACACAGAAGGUAUCUGGAGAUGUGGAAAGAGAGACGGAAACUGGGAGACACAGAUGGCUUUUACAAAACAGCUUUUCCAGAUUCGCAGUUCUCACCAGAUAUAACUCCAUUGAUACUAGCGUCACAGAAAAAUCAAUAUGAAAUUGUUCAACUUUUGUUACUACGAGGGGAAACAAUCAUGAAGCCUCAUAAAUUUAGUUGUGCUUGUCAGGAAUGCAGAAACAAAAUGAAAUUUGAUCAACUUCGCCUGGCCAAGUACAGGCUUAAUGCUUACAAAGGACUUGCCAGUGAGGCUUACAUUUCAUUGUCUAGUAAAGAUCCAAUUUUGACUGCCUUUGAACUGGCAGCUGAACUCAGGAGAUUGUCAAGAGUAGAGAAACAUUUCAAGAGUGAAUACAGAGAGUUGGCUGAUCAACUGAGUGAUUAUGUGGUCAAACUACUGGACAGAAUCAGAACGCAGAAAGAACUGGAACUUGUUCUUAACAAAACGGGAAAACCUCACCAGGAGAAAUUUGACAGCUUGGCCAGAUUUAAACUUGCCUUAAAAUAUAAAGAGAAGAAAUUUGUUGCUCAUCCCAGUUGUCAGCAAAGACUUGUUCGUCUAUGGUACAAUGGGAUGGGAAAACUUGAAAGAGCUACAUGGCCCAAACGCCUGACAAUGAUAGCUUUAUUUCUUUGUGCAUAUCCCUUCUUAAUAUUUUUACAUGUGCUUUGUCCCAACACUAAGGCAGCCAAAAUUCUUCAGUAUCCAGCCUUGAAGUUUGUGUGUAACGCCAUGUCCUUUUUCACAUUCCUUCUUCUUAUUGUGGUUUCCACCAUUGAAUCUUCACAAACUGUUAGCAAGUAUCGAACUCUUCGGUCAGUGUAUCCAGACAGGCACUAUGUGUACACACUGUUCUGUAAUGCAACAGCUGGUUCCUACAUUGAGGACUUACCACACGAUUUUCCACUGAGACCAAGCUUUCCAACUAUAACUGAACUACUGUUGACUGCAUGGAUCAUUGGCAUGGUAUUUCAAGAAUGCAGUCAAUUAUUUCACCAUGGUCUAAUGGAACACCUCCAGGAUUUUUUUAACCUUCUUGACAUUCUCCUUAUCACCACAUACAUUGCUACCUUCACUCUCAGGUUCUGGACUAUGUAUAAGUUCCAUGCAUCUCUGGCUUUCCUGUCAUACGAAGAGAACAUUGCUAAUGAAAGGAAAAUGUUAGAAAGCAUCUAUUGGCUUAACACAGAUCGCCUUUAUUGGUCCCCAACUGACCCAAUUAACUUUCUUGAAGGAAGCUUUGCUGUUGCUAACAUAUUGAGUGUGGCCAGGAUAGCUUACCUCCUGCCAGCCAAUGAAAUCCUGGGACCACUUCAAAUAUCUCUAGGUCGAAUGUUGAAGGAUAUUGCCAAGAUCUGCGCUCUGCUUGUUGUUGUUAUAUUUGCCUUUAUGGUUGGGCUCCACAACCUCUACUGGUACUAUGAUGAACGAGAUGAUAUCGAGCUAGACUAUCCAGGUCGACCAAUUGUAAAUGAUGUGAAUGCUCAAGAAAAUUUUGGAGGUGUGAUAGCUUCAUUCCGAACUGUCUUCUGGGCCAUGUUUGGGAGAGGUGAGCCUGACGCUGUCAAACUUGGUGGUUAUAAUAACACUUUCACAGCAGAUAUCGGCUACUUUAUUUAUGGCAUGUACAACAUUGCCAUGGUGACUGUCUUGCUCAACAUGCUCAUUGCCAUGAUGACCAGAUCUUUUGAUUUGAUUGCUGAAGAUUCAGACAGAGAAUGGAAGUUCUCUCGUAGUUUGCUGUACAUGGAUUACAUAAGCUAUGGGGGCACCUUGCCUGUCCCAAUUAAUAUCAUCGGAGCACCGAAGGCUUUUUUCAAAAUGUUAUUUUGUGGCUGCUGCUGCUGUGGAGAAAAACAUCCUGAGACAGAAGAUUUGGAUGAAGACAUUGAAGAUGAAUCACCAAUGUAUUCAUCAAGAAAUCGUCCAAUACAAAAUGGCAGAGGACAUGUUGGAAAGCAAGGGUCUCUGGAUGACCCAAGAGGGUAUGCACAUCACAAUAAUCAUCAUUUGGAGACUACAGAGGUGAAUGGAAAAGUCAAUGAAGCCUUUGAUGGUACACCAACUAAACCAUCUCGUAAAAUGCCAGCUACAAUGGUGGAGGUUGAAGCAACUGAAGAUAAAUUAACUUAUCAACAAACGAUGCAGAGGAUUGUUCAAAGAUAUAUAUUUGAUAUACAACGAGAGGCAGAAGUGACUGAAGAUGACUUUGAUGAAAUCAAACAAGACUUGUCAAGCUUUAGAUAUGAUCUCCUGAACCAAAUGGCAAAUAAAAAUAUAGUGGAAGAAGAGUUAAAGGCUCAGAUGGCAACUAUAUUGGCACAACUACAGAGUUUGAAUGAAGAACUCUUAGGUAAAGAUGCUGUAAAAACUGUUAAAAAUUUUGAAAAGAAAGCUGACACUAGCAGACUAAGACCGACAGACCUCAACAUUCCUGUGACUUUUGCCCCAGGGUCACCGGAGGACAUUGAUGAAAACCCUGAAACCAUCAAUGAAGAUCCUGAGAAAGAAGAACAGGAAAAUGAAGAAACUUAGUAUGACUGACACAAGUUAAAUUUUGUGCCUAAUAGACUUUGUUGUUCAACAUACUUUCACAUAUAUAUAUAUACAUAUACAACAACAACUGUUAUAAUAGUGAUCUAAAAAAAAAAAUUUCCAAUGCAAGAUUAUUUUCAUAUUACUCUCCACUUAUAUUAUAUGCAUUUUGUGACAUUAUAAAUUAUUGUUGAUGUUACAUGUAUUUCUGUUACCAAAAUAUUUGUAAAAAGGUAUACUUUAAAAAAAAAUGUUUCAAAGUUGAACCUAAAUUAAGGAGUGCUGGGAACAUCAUGAUGCACUUAAAUCUAAUUUGAAUGUAGUCUUUGUUUAUGUGUAAUGAAGGUGCACAAUAAAAAAAAAUUAAUUAAUUUUUUCAAAAAUUGCAUUGUGUAUAGUAAGCUUUUAUUUUUUAAUGUCCCUGCAUUAUUUCUUCUAUUUUUGACUAAUUCAUUUUGGCCUAACUUUAGUAAUCAGAACCAAAUCACAACUAGACUGUUAGCCUGGAUGAAAGCAUAAAUAGACAUUGACCUGGAGGAAAUCACAAUUAGAGAGUAUCCUGGAGGAAAUCACAAUUAGAGCGUAUCCUGGAGGAAAUCACAUCUAGAGAGUAUCCUGGAGGAAAUCACAACUAUAGAGUAUCCUGGAGGAAAUCACAACUAGACAUUAUUAGCCUGGAUGAAAUCACAACUAGAGAGUAUCCUGGAGGAAAUCACAACUAGAGAGUAUCCUGGAGGAAAUCACAACUAGACAUUAUUAGCCUGGAUGAAAUCACAACUAGGGAGUAUCCUGGAGGAAAUCACAACUAGAGAGUAUCCUGGAGAAAAUCACAACUAGACAUUAUUAGCCUGGAUGAAAUCACAACUAGACAGCUUAGUCAUUUUUUAACCCCAUAAUUUAGAGGUACUAGUGUUGUCAAAAUGUUACACCUUACAAAGGAUAACCUUUAAACUAUCCUCAUUAUUAUCUAAGAGUUCAUAUCAUGUCAAUGUCCAUCCUUUGCCAUUCUGCAGAACAUUUUGAGUAAAAAUAUAUAUCUUCAUUUCUGAAGGAACAUCACAAACUUCUAAAACAAAACAAAACAAAAAAAGUUUCAUGCUCUCCUUAACAUGAUAAUGGAACAAUUUAGACAAUAAAACUGUUGAAUAUCUCCUUCUAAGAAAUUAUAUCAGAGAAUAAUCAAUCAUAUAGACCAUAUUUACAAAAUCUAUUCUCAAAUAUUUGACAUUUUAGCAUGUAAAGAAGACAAGCUUUAUAUAAUAAUAAAUGUUAUUAUUAAUGUUUAAAUGUAAUGAAGGAACAAAAUCUCAUGCAUACUUUUGCAGCUAUUAUUGCUACAGGCAAAUUGAUGGUAUUUAAAACAACAAAACAAAUUUUACUAAACAAGCUUAACUACUAAUGGCAUAGGAUUCUUUUGUAGUCAUAAAGCAAUGAAGAAAAUUUAAAAAAAGAAAGCAUGUUUUUAGUUGUUAGUAAAUCACUUUUUUAACUGAUUGCAAAAUAUAACUUGUUUAAUAUGUUCUUAUUUACCUUAUUACAAACCAAUAACAUUGUUAACAUUUUUUUGCUCAUAUUUGUGAUGUAGUGUACAUUUUAUGUGGACUUUACAGAACAUAAUAAUUCAGGAAUAUUUAGAGUUGAAAUAUAUGCUGUCUUUCUCUCUCUCUCUCUCACCUAUCCUUUUUCUCUCACUAUCUCUCAUUUCUUAUCCCUCCUUUACUUACUCCCCAUUUUCUUUUUUGAAGUAAUGUCUGUAUUACAUAAGAUAAGAUUACUAUCUUUGUUAUUUUUUUAAAUAUAAUUUUCAUGUCAUAAACAAAAUAAAUUCUUUAGAAAUAUUUUAUUUCUAUUUGUUUUUUGUCUUAGUUUUGUAUACUUUAAUUCUUCUUUCUUUUUAUCUGAUGAAAUUUUGCAUUACUUUGAAUGGGAUUUGAUUUCGGACAAUAAUAGUAAAAUUUUGCUCGCUUUUACAUGUAGAUUAUUGUCGUCCAUGGCAAUUUAAUCUAAAAAAUAAAACAAGGCACAUAAUCAUUACAGUAAUGAAAAAAAAAAUUUAAAAAAAAGCAAAGAGUGCACAUUACCCAUUAUGACAUAACAUGUAAUAGUAGUUAACUAUAAGAGAUUUCAUUGGGCUACUUGCAAUAUAUAAUUUAAUCUGUUUAUUUCUUGUGUGAGGCAUUUCAAAGCAGGUGAUGCUAAACUUGGUGAUUUUCAAUUCAUGUAACUCUAAAUAUCUUGCAGAUGUAUAACCUAAUGGUGAGGCGUGUAAUAUCAUUUCACAUAGGUAUUACUAAUAUUUCUGUGUGUAAUGUUUUUGCUUUUGUAUUUUUUCUUAUGUCUUCUGGUUUUAAUUUAAUAUUAAAAUUUUUUUUAAAAUCAAUUUUUAUUUUUUGAAAACAUAAAAACUUGUUUUUAAAUAUUGUUUUAGUAUUCUGUGAUACAAUUUUUUUUACUCACUUUAUUUUGUAUUUUUAUAACACUUUUUAUAUCUGAUAUGACACACCUUAAACUUCUUUCAAUUAUUUAGUAAUUUUUGUGAUAUUAAGUCAAUGUAAUAGGACAUACUGGAAGGGGGGUGUAGUGUCAAGUACACAAGACCCAAUGAUUUAUGGGGGUUAUAGGCAAAUUUAAAUUAUGCAUAGCUUAUAUAUUUUAUUCAUAAGACAGCUCAAAGGAUUUUCCUAAAAAUUGCACUACAUAUGUAUAUCUUUGUGGAAAAAAAUUCACUAGCUAAUUUUUCCACACAGUGAAGGUUUUUCCAGAAAUAUUAUAUGUACUAAGGAUACUAUGAUUAACUUGCUUAUAAAGGUCAGGUAAUUUUAUUUAUCCAAAAGCUGCAUAUAAUAUAUGGCUGGCUUUGUGUCUAAAUUUGUUCUUCCAUUUUCUUUUAAAAAUAGUUUUAAAAUGUUUACUUCAUAAAAAUAUGGGUAUUUGUUUUAAUUCCAACCUAAAACUUUUUAUUUUUUGGUUUAGUAUGCAUUUUAGUGGUUCUAUUACUACAGAGAAAAAAAAAUAAUGUUGACUAGUAAAUUCAAGAAUGAAUUAAUACAGACUUCAUCUUUAGUAGUAGACAGUAAAGCUAUCAUUUUAUUACGUCACAUCUUUUCAAGUAGUUAUCACAAAACGACCUUAAAUAUUGACAUAGUAUAUCACAACUAAAGUAAAGUUAAAAGUUUGAUUUUAGGAUCUGUUUGAACUGUGUAAAUACAACAAGAAUAGCACAAUUGUUUUUCUUUAUUAGGCGAUUGUCCAAGAGCAUGAAAGGUUGUAGCAAACAGCACAAAUUUAUAAGAUACUAGGUCAGAAAAAAUAUUUGCCUUUGUUUGUUCAAUAUUUCUUAAAUCAUUUUGUAUUUUGCCUCUUAAAAAAAAAAAGAAGAGCAAAAAAAUUUUAAGAUUCCUUUAAUUGAAAUUAUAAUGACAUUUUUUUACAAGUUAUUGUUGUACAUAAAUUUAGGAUAUUUAUUAUAUGCUUAGAAAAUAGAUUAUAAAGUUUUUUUUCUCUGAAUCAAAAUCUAUAAAUUAGAAAUUAAAAUUCUAUUUACAAAGGGAAGAAAUAAUUUUAAUAGAUUUUUGGAAGAUAUUUUGUUGAUUUUUUAAAGAUCUUUUUGCACUUAAAUAGCUUUUAUUUAUUAACAUUAGACAUUUUUUUUAUUUAUGAUAAUACUCAACUAGUCAUAACCAAAAUGAUUUUAUAAUUAUGCACUCACAAUCUAUUAUAUGUUGAAAUCUACUUGGUAAUUAAAUAAAGAGGUCUUUCUCAAGGAAAUGAAA